CCAAUUGCUUCUUUCUUAAAAAGGUUGUGUUCAAUGCACUCGUGCAUUGCAAAUAAUAUUAAUUACUCACUAUUUGAUAAUGCAAGCUCAUUGCAUGCCUAUUAUAUAAUCUUCAAUAGCAAGAUCCGGACAUAGUGGUUGGGAGACAUAGCAUCAUCAUCCUCACCAAUAUGUUUACAUCAAAAUAAUACUAUCAUGUUAGCCUUACUGUACAUGUGUGUGGAGAGGAUGAGAUUCCUUCUGUCUCCCUUAUGACUUUUUGCCUAUAUAAAUAGAGGGUAGAUGCCAAUGAAAAAUCAAUCAAAUUUUAGAUCAACAUCAACAGCUCUCAAUCUCUUCUCCAUCUUUUUACAGGAAAAGAAAAAUGGCAGCUUAUCACGUUCGAUCCAACAGUUUCCCCUCUAAACAACAUCCUCUUAUUUCCGAGUUUGAUGCCAUAUUGAGGUCUUCUACAGAAGCCUCAUCUUCAACAUCAAUAACCUCAAAGCUAAACAGUCUUCAAGAUCUCCAUGAUUGUGUUGACAAGUUGCUUUUGCUUCCUCUAAAUCAGCAAGCGUUGUCCAAAGAGCGUAACGAGAAAAGUCUAAAUGAAAUUUUGGAUGGAUCCCUAAGACUCUUGGAUAUUUGCAACACAGCCAAGGAUGCCUUGUUGCUAACAAAGGAAUCAACACAAGAACUUCAAUCAAUUUUGCGUAGAAGACGCAGUGGAGAAAUGGAAUUAACAAGUGAGAUUAAGAAAUUCUUAGCCUCUAGGAAAGUGAUGAAGAAAACACUCCGCAAGGCCUUGGAAAACAAAAGCAGUUUCAGCUCCCUCAAGAAGGAGCAAGUGAGCAGUGAAACUGUAAGCAUGUUGAGAGAGUUGGAAUCGAUGGCUGUGGCUGUUUUUGAAUCAUUGCUUUCAUUCAUCUCUGGGCCAAGGUCAAGCAGCAGCUGGUCAUUGGUUACAAAGAUGAUGAACACCAAAAGAGUGGGUGCAGAGGAUGUUAAUGAAUCGAAUGAAUUCACAAGUGCUGAUGCAGCAUUGAACUUGCUCAUCCCUGCUAAGAAGGUCAAGAAAUCAGAUAGCAGCCUAGAAGAGAAUGUACAAAAGCAGCUUCAAAACUUGGAGUUGUGCAUUGAAGACCUCGAACAAGGAGUUGAGAGCCUUUACAGGCGUUUGAUCAAAACAAGAGUUUCUCUACUCAACAUCCUCAAUCACUAGCUCAUUACAAUAUCUUAGAUUUGUAUCAUAGAUAGGAAUACAAAUGUACAUGUUUACAAGAUACACAUGGCAUACUUUUUGCGAAUACCAAAUAAUCAUAUACUUU
Molecule: messenger RNA, 1307 nt
Organism: Cannabis sativa
Lineage: Eukaryota; Viridiplantae; Streptophyta; Magnoliopsida; Rosales; Cannabaceae
Exons: 1
Coding region: 365-1201 (278 amino acids)
Biological process (GO): root development; shoot system development
Source: RefSeq, a predicted model, not a curated record